AUGAAGGUAUUUAAUUUCGCAUUGGUCGGUCUAUUAGCUGGCAGUCUAGUGGCUGCAACAGAUGGAUUAUCGACGUGGAAAGAGAAAGACGUGAAACACUUCUUGAAAGAUCGUCAGAUCGAAUUCAGUGAGAAAGAAUCGUUCGAAGAAUUAAGCAAGAAGGCAGAAGUGGAGUUUGAAAAUUUGAAGAACAUCCACCGGGAAACUGUUAAGGACAAUUCGCAGCAACAUAUAUUAGCAACUAAUCCUAAGGAUGCAUUGACCAAUAUUUUUCCGGCACAUAUCAAUUGGAAUUACUUGUUUGAAUCCAAUGCUGAACACGCCAAGCUGGUAAAGAAUUGGAUCUUCGAAUCGUGGUCGAUUGAGGGUCUCAAGGACUUUUUGACCAAUAAUAAGAUCAAGUUCGACAAGAACUAUAGCAAGCAAGAUUUAAUUGAUUUGGCGCAAAAGGAAUACGACAAUAUUGCACAGGGGCAUGAUGUUUCGGGAUACUACCCGGGAGACUGGAUCUAUCAGGGAUGGAGCGUUGACCGCUUAAAACAAUGGUUAGAAGACCACGAAUUAGAAUUUGAUUCCAAGGACGACAGAGAAAGCUUGUUGAGCAAAGUUAAGCAUAAUAACUAUAUUGCAUCCUUAUCAAAUAUUGACAACAAGAAUUCUUUGUUAGAUUCGCUUGAUUUGUCACAAGCAAGUAUUUUCGAUAAGACAGGCAAAGUUAAAGACGAGUUUUUUGAUACAUGGUCAUAUGGCCAAUUAAGAGAAUGGUUAUACUACCAUGGAUUCAUUAACACAAAACCUAGUGUGUAUGCGGAUGAAUUGGAUGCUGAAAAGUUGAAAAAGAUUGCCAAGUCUCAUCAAAAGUACUUAAUUUCAGACAUCAAGAAAUGGACUGAUCAGGCCAAGAAGUCGGCUGACCCAUAUCUUUCGAAAGGAGCAGAUAAAAAGAAAACUCUUGAUAAUGUCAUCAAUGAUACAUUCUUAAUCGGGGUUGAAAAGUGGUCGAAGGAUCGUUUGAAAGAAUUUUUGAGAUCUAGAAAUGUUAAAUUUUCACAAUUUGCAUCAAAAAAUCAAUUAGUCGAUUUGGUGAAAAGAAGCAAGGAUGUUAAGUUAGCCUAUAAGCAAAAUUCCAACCCCGCAUCAUGGUUAGUUCAAAGCUGGUCUACCGAUAAAAUUAAGGAAUGGUUAGCGAACAAAGGAAAAGAUGUUAAGGGUACCAGAGAAGAUCUAAUUAAUAGCGUUAGCGAUUAUUUGCUGCAAAAUUCGUUAGCUCCAAUUGAUUCUUUUGAUUUCCUGGCAAAUUUAUAUAAGCCAGAUUUAGACGAUUAUAAGAAGUCGUUUAAGGAAUCUUUUGAUAAGGUCAACGAGAAUAUUAAAGAUAGUGGAUCAAAAGCUAAGGAUAAACUUGAUUCGGCUGUUGAUUCUUCAGUAGCCGAUAAAACAAUGUUAGCUGCCUAUUCCAUUGGUGCUGAAUACUACAGACAGGCAGCGAAAACCCUUAGCGAGAAGUACGCUGAUUCAAAGUUCUCCUUAGAUGAUGCCUUAUCUCAAGCUAAGGAUGCAUCUUAUGAGUAUGCCAACAGAUUUGUUGAGGAUGCGUCUAGUACGUAUGCCGACAAUAAACCACUUGUUGAAGAACAAGUGAAAAAUGCAGGUAUUGCUGCUUCUGAAUAUGCCAACACUUUGAGUAAUCAAUUAAUUGAACAGCUUAAAGCGGGCAAAGCUAAGCUAAAUGAAGUUGCUGAUGAUCCUAAAGAAUACUUGAAAAUCGUUAAUGACUUUGUUGAGAAAAGCAUCAAAGAAAAGCAGCCUAUAGCCGAACAAGCUGCGAGCGAUGCCUACAAAGCUGCCCAAGACUAUCUUGCAUCCGCCAAUGAUGCGAUAGUCAAAAACUACGGUGAAUACAAACCUGCAGCUGACGAUGCCAUGAAUACCAUCUAUGGGUCGGCCAAGGACUACGCUAAUGCUGCUAAUGACGCAAUCGAAAAAGGCUACAGUGCCUAUAGACCAAAGGCUGUCGAAGCCGCAGAAAAAGCCAAAGAGUAUGCUGAUGCCAUAAACGAGGCUGUAGGCAAGAACUUUGAGGAAUACGAAGGAAAGCUUCAAGAAGCAUAUAAAGCUGCAUCUGACGCGGCCGCCGCCGCCUAUGCGGAAUACAAGCCUGUAGUCGAAAGCACCGCUAAGAGUGCAUACGAUACGGCAAAACAAUAUGCUGGCAGUGCAAACGAAGCCAUCCAGAGUACAUACGCCGAAGCUAAACCAAAGGUCGAAGAAGCUGCCAGAAAUGGCUGGGAAUACCUUUUGGUCUCCUACUCCAAUGCUGACUUGAGAUCCUACUUGCAAUCCUUUGGCUACAACUUCAACCUUUUAUCUACUUUAUCUCGUCAACAGCUUGUCAGAUUAGCCAACGAACAAUCUGACAUCUUUUUGGCUCCGAUACAAAGUGGGAUAAAUCGAUAG
Molecule: messenger RNA, 2457 nt
Organism: Debaryomyces fabryi
Lineage: Eukaryota; Fungi; Ascomycota; Pichiomycetes; Serinales; Debaryomycetaceae
Exons: 1
Coding region: 1-2457 (818 amino acids)
Source: RefSeq, a predicted model, not a curated record